Messenger RNA from Phasianus colchicus (ring-necked pheasant), 4289 nucleotides. RefSeq names its product DEP domain containing 1 (gene DEPDC1). Gene Ontology annotation, cellular component: transcription repressor complex; nucleus. The record is from RefSeq and is a predicted model, not a curated record. Gene Ontology annotation, biological process: intracellular signal transduction. Lineage: Eukaryota; Metazoa; Chordata; Aves; Galliformes; Phasianidae.
CUUGCGACGGUUAGGCUGCGUCUGGGCGGGCGGGCGCCCUCGGGUCGGUGAUGGAGCGCCGCCCGGCAGCGCCGGGACCCUACCGCGCCACUGAGCUGUGGAAUGAGAUCACCAGGUAUUUCCGAGCUGCCAUGCCGCUGAGGACGCACAGGCAGCACUUCAGAAAGCACGGCAGCUGUUUCACCGCCUCCGAAGCUGCGGAUUGGCUGCACGAAGCGCUGAGGAGCAACAGCAACUUCGGGCCUGAAGUGAGCAGGCAGCAGACCGUCCAGCUGCUAAGGAAGUUCCUCAAGAAUCACGUAAUUGAAGAUAUUAAAGGAAGGUGGGGGUCAGAAAGCCUAGAAGACAAUGGUGCGCUAUACAGGUUUCCUUCAACCUCUCCAGUUAAACCUCUACCAGCUUCACGUCGCCAAAAUGAAAACUUAGGAACCUUCUCUAGAGAUAGACUUCUUAAACUGCCACAUUUAUCAAGGAGAAUUCCAAAAAAACACGAGUUGCUGACACCUCUGGAAAAUGUGGAGAAAACAAAGCUGGAUAAAACAGAAAAUGAAGAGGAUGCGCAGUGCAGGAAGGAAGUAAGCCAAGAAUACGUGCAAGAAACUUGGAGGAAUAUCAUUCUAAUACAUUUGCAAACCAUCUUAGGCCUCCCAUCCUUGGAAGGAGUUUUGCAGCCAACACAGAUAGUUCCUGAGUAUGUCAUAUACAAUAUGACACACACAAGCAAACAUGGUGUUGUAAUUUUGCAGAACAAAUCAGAAGACCUCCCUCACUGGGUGUUGUCAGCUAUGAAGUGCCUCGCCUACUGGCCUAGAAAUAACGAUAUGAGCCAGCCAACUUACAGUGGGUUUGAACGGGAUGUCUUCAGAACAGUUGCUGAUUAUUUUGUCAAUCUUCCUGAACCAUUGCUUACUUUUGAAUAUUAUGAACUUUUUGUUAAUGUUUUGGUUAUGUGUGGCUUCAUCACAAUUCCAAAUAUAUGCAAUGGAAAACAUUCAGUCCGAGAUGAGACCUGUGACCCACAGCCUUCAAAAAUUCUUCACUUGAACUCUUUCAAGUCAACUGAAUGUCUUCUUCUAAGCCUACUUUGCAAGGAGCCAAAGGAAAAAAAGGAGGAGUGUGAAGCUUCCUGGAAAUCCUCUUCAGAAGAGUUAGCUGUUCAGACACAACGUGCAAAGAAAUUGCAGCAGUGUAAGCUGACAAGUAAACAAGGCAGUGCUGACAAUCUCAUAGGAGGAAGCUGUCAGAAUCUUUCAGGUUUCAGGAAUGAACAAGAUCAAUCUCUAAAACUUAGGACAAGAUGUUACUCUUUGGAAAGAAUUGGAAACACUGCCUCAAGAGUGCAUGAUAAAGGAAAAUCUGAUUCCCUCAGGAAAACUAAUGUCUUGAGCACAAGAAAUGAGGAACAAUGGCUACCAUGUGUGUCUAAGACUGAGUCUGUGUUGGAGUUUGGUUUUGAAAACACAUGCCAAAAACAAACUGAUGGUUCCAAGAGAGCGUCUGCCUCAAUUCUUCUGGAUAGAGAGCAAUUUAAAGAAAAGCUUAAAUCAAAGCAAAUAUGCAGGUCUCAGAGUUUACUUGGGAGCAGGAACUCCAGAAGUUGCACUAGCAUCAAUGUCCCAGUUGCUGAAAUCACAGUAAAGCCGAGGUCUCAGCGCUGUGGGCAAGGAAGACCAAAUACUUCAGUGGCUACAUCAGUGGGCAUCAGGACUGAGGUUUCUGAUAUAACCAUCAGUAAGAGACUCUGCAGGAGUACCGUAGAACUUUCAGAAUGCUCUUUCACUCACUCUUAUAUGUUGACUGGCACGCAAAGUCUCCUUCAGCCUCACUUAGAAAGGAUUGCUGUAGAAGCACUACAGAUCUGCUGCUUGCUGCUUCCACCACCAAACCGCAGGAAGAUGCAGCUCCUGAUGAGAAUGAUCUCUCGGAUCAGUGAGAACGUUGACAUGCCACGACUGCACGAUGCCAUGGGCACACGUUCUUUGAUGAUACAGACUUUUUCUCGAUGUGUGUUGUGCUGUGCAGAAGAAGUGGAUCUUGAUGAGCUGCUUUCUACACGAUUAGUUUCAUUUCUAAUGGACCAUCAACAGGAAAUAUUUAAAGUACCAACUUACCUGCAGGUUGCAGUGCAAGAUCACAUAGAAUACAUGAAGAUGGCUCAGUGCAAAUAUCCAGGGGAAGAGAUUUGUGCCAUAUUACCAACCUAUUCGUACUGUGAACAAAUAACCCCUCAGGAGUUUGAGGAACAAAAGGUUUCUACUUCUCAAGCUGCUGUGGCAGAGCUGCUAGAGAACAUCAUCAAAGAUAAGAACUUAUCUGUGAAAGAGAAAAAGAAAAAGUUAAAACAGUUCCAGAAGGAAUAUCCUCUGAUCUACCAGAACAGAUUUCCAACCACAGAAAACGAAGCCAUGCUGUUUGAGAACAAACCUACCAUUAAACAACCCAUGCUCAGCCUAAGAAAACCCAAAUUUCGCAGCCUGAGAUAUUAAUGUCAGCUGCACGUUUCCUGUGAGUCUGUGUGUGUGAAUGGCUGACCAAGGCCUGCUUGGAAUGGAGAUCUGCAGUGGCUGUGCACGUGGAAGGAAGAAAUGUUUACAUGAACACUAUGCAGAGAAGUGCCAAAAUAACUUUGUUUUUUUGGAACUUAUAUUUAUUGUUUUCCUAGAAGUUAUUGAACUGUUUACAAGUUAAUCAAUAUAUUGUGCUCAGCAAAAUAAGUGUGGAGAUGAAGCUACUAAUUACCAAAAAUUUAUAUAUGGUUUUAAUUUGGGAAACUAAUGAUAUGCAUAUUGUAAUGUUUUUAAUGUCUAUUCAGGAAUUGGUGCCAUGAAUUAUAGUUUGUGUGCACUCCUAAUUGUUUGCUUGGUGUGAAUAAGUGCCUGCAUUGUUUUGUUUAAAGACAAACAUUUUGAGAAAGCAAAGUUGAGUUUGGAAGUAAAUUAAAACUUGUUUUUGUUAUUUCUACAAAGGGGGCCAGAAAUUCACCAGAAAGGAAUUAUCUGACUCCUUAAAAUACUUGUUUCCUCUCAUUUGAAACACUUUUUAGAAUAUUUAUUUAUAUUAAAAGCGUUCUGUAUAUCUCUGAUGUUUUCCUGGAAUGCUUAUUUUGGAUGUAGUGAUAUACUUCUCAAACAGCACUGGGUAAUGUGAUGGGACAUUGAACAGAAUACUAACGCGCUGUUUCCCUGUUUUGCUUCCAGAAGUAAGAAGUGGAUCUGUGUUGGUGUUCCUGUGAGAGAGCAGCUUAAAGUGUUUUCAUAAACAAGGCUCUAACUUAACAUUUGUAUUUAUACACACACACACACACACACACACACACACACACACUUUAGUGUUAUUCAUAAAGCUCUCUUAUUGUCACUUCUACAUUGUACAUCAUUACUAUGUGGUUUUUGUCCUUUAAGGGUGAACACUUUGUAAGCCAAGGAACACCAGAUUUCAGCCACUACUGGUCCCACUUCAAUGUCCUGUGGGUACCCUGGUGCUUACAUAGCUGAUGGACAUGCAUGGUUUGUAAUGCCUGUGGACAACUUUAGCAUCCUGUACCUGCACAAACUUGCUUCUGCUCCUUGGGCUGUUAAGUGUUUCAUAAACGUGUUAGUUAGUUGUGUUCUAAUUAAGCAACUUACUAGGCUCACAUUUCUUAGGACUUGCCUCUCAGCAGCUUGCCCUCAUUAUUCAGUCCUUGAUCCACAUUAUUUAAUGUUGUUUAAUUAUUUAAUGUUCCCUUCUGAGGUUUUGAAAAACUUAGAUAAUAAACAGAAACUGACCAGCAGUGGGACAUUUCCUCAGACGGAAAUAGGUAAGAAAGGCUUACAUUAGAGAUCUAUCAUUUUGUCUUGACAGAGCUUUUAACCAUUUUUUUUCUUUUGCAUAUCUGUAAUUCUAUUUGGGGAGCAGCUCACCAGGCACGAAAUCACAGGCUGUAACCUAUCAAUGUGGUAUAACAGGAUUAUCUGUUGCUUGGAGUAUAGCUUUGAUCUAAGAACAGGGACAGGAGGAAGGAUUCAUGGCUGUCUUGCAUUCACAGGGAAAGAAAAAAUGCUUUGGUGUGGCUGUACUGGCACACACACAAACACGCACUGCUAAUGAGAGCUCAGUGCUGCACAGCUGAGCAAAGGUUUGGUUCUGCUUUGUUCCCCUUUGCUCUGAGAGGGGAGGCUGGUGAGAGCCAAGGGCUCAGGGCUGCUUCUCAGGUUCCAUUCCACACUUAGAAAAGUCCACGUGUUCCUGUAUGCACACUGUGGCUUUUUAACUUGUUUUCAUGCGAGAAUUAAACUCCUAUAAACAUG